UGAUCCUUAAUUUUAUUACCUUUCAGAUUAUAUCUGGGUGCUGGCACCCAGCCACUUCUCAGCCAAUGAAGUACAUCCUGGUCACCGGUGGGGUCAUCUCGGGCAUCGGUAAAGGGAUCAUUGCGAGUAGCAUUGGGACAAUUUUAAAAUCAUGUGGACUCCGAGUUACUGCCAUCAAAAUCGACCCGUAUAUAAACAUCGAUGCGGGCACUUUUUCACCAUAUGAGCACGGUGAAGUGUUUGUCUUAAACGAUGGUGGAGAAGUUGAUUUAGAUCUUGGAAAUUAUGAAAGGUUUUUGGAUAUUAAUCUUUAUAAAGACAACAACAUCACCACUGGAAAGAUAUAUCAACAUGUGAUCAAUAAAGAAAGGCGUGGUGAUUACCUGGGGAAAACUGUACAAGUUGUCCCUCACAUCACUGAUGCUGUCCAGGAGUGGGUUAUGAAUCAAGCCAUGGUGCCCGUGGACGGUCAUAAGGAAGAGCCCCAAAUAUGCGUUAUUGAGCUGGGUGGCACCAUUGGAGACAUUGAAGGAAUGCCAUUUGUGGAAGCGUUCAGACAAUUCCAGUUUAAAGCAAAAAGAGAGAAUUUCUGUAAUAUCCAUGUUAGCCUUGUCCCACAGCCCAGUGCUACUGGAGAACAAAAAACCAAACCCACACAAAACAGUGUCCGUGCACUGAGGGGCUUAGGCCUGUCUCCCGACCUGAUUGUCUGCCGAAGUUCAACGCCCAUCGAAAUGGCUGUGAAGGAAAAGAUUUCUAUGUUUUGCCAUGUGAACCCUGAACAGGUCAUAUGUAUCCAUGAUGUUUUUUCCACCUACCGAGUGCCUCUGCUUUUGGAAGAACAAGGCAUCGUUAAAUAUUUUAAAGAGAGAUUGGACCUGCCCAUUGGGGAUUCUGCAAGUAAUUUGCUUUUCAAGUGGAGAAAUAUGGCUGACAGAUAUGAAAAGUUACAGAAAACAUGUUCCAUAGCCCUGGUUGGCAAAUACACCAAGCUCAGGGACUGCUAUGCCUCCGUUUUCAAAGCCCUGGAACACUCAGCCUUGGCCAUCAACCACAAGUUGAAUCUGAUGUACAUAGACUCCAUUGAUCUGGAGCAGACUACUGAAACUGAGGACCCUGUGAAAUUCCAUGAAGCUUGGCAGAAGCUAUGCAAAGCUGAUGGUGUUCUUGUGCCAGGAGGCUUUGGAAUCAGAGGAACGUUGGGAAAACUCCAGGCUAUUUCUUGGGCAAGGACACGGAAGAUUCCUUUUCUGGGAGUUUGCCUUGGAAUGCAGCUGGCAGUGAUAGAGUUUGCAAGAAACUGCCUUAACUUGAAAGAUGCUGAUUCCACAGAAUUUGACCCGAAUGCCCAUAUUCCUGUGGUGAUUGACAUGCCUGAGCACAACCCUGGCAAUUUGGGAGGAACAAUGAGGCUGGGAAUAAGAAGAACUGUUUUCAAAACUGAAAAUUCAAUAUUAAGGAAACUUUAUGGUGAUGUUCCUUUUAUAGAAGAAAGACACAGACAUCGGUAUGAGGUGAAUCCUAACCUGAUCAACCAACUUGAGCAGAAUGACUUAAGUUUUGUAGGUCAGGAUGUCGAUGGGGAGAGGAUGGAAAUCAUUGAAUUGGCAAAUCACCCCUAUUUUGUCGGUGUCCAGUUCCAUCCCGAGUUUUCUUCUAGGCCGAUGAAGCCUUCCCCUCCAUACCUGGGGCUGUUACUUGCGGCAACUGGGAGUCUGAAUGCCUACCUGCUACAGGGAUGCAAGCUGUCUUCCAGUGACAGAUACAGCGAUGCCAGUGAUGAUAGCUUUUCAGAGCCAAGGAUAGCUGAGUUGGAAAUAAACUGAAACUGAUACGUGACUUGGAAUAACCAGCACUGCCUGAGAUGCUCUGAAAUAACUAAAGGCAAGACGAAGAACUCUCUGAAGAAAUCAGCACACUCUUAUAGAAUCACUUUCUUCUCCACCAAACAUGGGAUGUAUAGCCUCGAGCAAAAUCUAAUAAUACCACUUCCUGAACCAGAAUCAAAGGGGUGGUUUUCUUUUUUCUCCAGAGGUAGCCUUUAGUUCUCACAAAUUUCUUUAGCUGAUUAAAGUUUUCCCAACAACCUUA
Messenger RNA from Vicugna pacos (alpaca), 2091 nucleotides. Lineage: Eukaryota; Metazoa; Chordata; Mammalia; Artiodactyla; Camelidae. The record is from RefSeq and is a predicted model, not a curated record.